AUGUUUCUUGAAAUGAAGGGGAAUGGGGUACCCUUGGGACCGGAACUGAGUGAUGCGUUGCGGCAGACCUCAUCUCGACGAACAGUAUGCGUCCUUCGCAGUCACUUUGUUAGCAAGCCUGGCAAAGAAGCACGACAGAUUAGGCUCCGUUGCAACGUUGUUUCUUUGAUAUCUUCGAAAUCAAAAUACUGCGUACAAUUUACAAAACACAGCGACUCGCUGUUGAGGUAUGAUUGA
This is a messenger RNA of Chondrus crispus (carragheen), 237 nucleotides long. RefSeq lists its product as hypothetical. The record is from RefSeq and is a predicted model, not a curated record. NCBI's taxonomy places the organism in Eukaryota, Rhodophyta, Florideophyceae, Gigartinales, Gigartinaceae. Bases 1 to 237 code for a protein of 78 amino acids. The transcript has a single exon.